GCUUGAGUCAUAAAUACCCACAUAUUAUAGUAGUUUCUGUUAAGUAUACAAAAAAUAGUUGAAAAUAGACCGCUUUCGUUGAUUUUGUGCGCGAAUCUGAAGAGAGAAAGCUAAUCUGCUCACAUGUCACAAGAGACAUGUGUUAAGGUAGAAGUGGUGUGUAUGAAGGCUGACCCUUUAGAGCUGUCUGUGAAGGAAGAACAGAAGCGUGAAGAAAGUGGCUCAAGCGGAUCGAACAUGGCUAGAUUGUACACUGACCAUGUGGUUAUGGAUGAGCUUGUGCUGAGUCCCGAGGAGUACAUUCAUCCUGAAGUGGGCCAAGUGGGUUCGGACAGCAACGCCAAGGAACCACUCACCAUGGUACACAAGAGGACACGUACUGGCGAAAAGUGUUUUCAAUGCACUUACUGUGAUUAUAAAUGCAUUUCGGAAUCACUUUUACGUAGUCACCACAUGAUACACACUGGGGAGAAGCCGUUCAAGUGUAGCCAGUGCGACUACAGCUGCCGGGUAAAAGGACAUCUAAACACACUGGCGAAACGCCAUUCCAAUGUAGCCUCUGUGAUUACAAAUGCAUUUUUAAAUCUAACUUACUGUUCAACUUUCGUAUGA
Leguminivora glycinivorella is the source of this 612-nucleotide messenger RNA. RefSeq names its product zinc finger protein 805-like. The record is from RefSeq and is a predicted model, not a curated record. Gene Ontology annotation, molecular function: DNA-binding transcription factor activity; RNA polymerase II cis-regulatory region sequence-specific DNA binding. Bases 124 to 612 code for a protein of 162 amino acids. Lineage: Eukaryota; Metazoa; Arthropoda; Insecta; Lepidoptera; Tortricidae. The transcript has 3 exons. Gene Ontology annotation, biological process: regulation of transcription by RNA polymerase II.